AUGGAAAAGUUCUAUCUUGAAAAUGCCGACUUCUACCGAGCUCUGCUAAAAUCACUCAACAAGACCUCGCCGGAGUCUCGCACGCCACAGCAGCUUGCUACCGAAACAAAUAGUCCAGAUGUCGUUGUUUGUGCUAGAAUACGGCCUUUGCUUGAAGAAGAUGUUGCCGCGGGCUUUCCAUGUGCCGUCUUCCCGCGUGUGGCGCGACCUGGCAUCAUAGACAUCCAUGAUCUCUAUAAUCAUCCAAGGGGACGGCCCAUUCUCAAGGCAGACACGGGUGAGAUUUAUGACAGCCUGGUGGCUGACUUGGUUGCCUUUGCAUCCAACGGGGGCGUUGGAACUCUAUUUGCCUACGGGCAAACCGGCUCCGGAAAGACCUUUACAAUCAGUCAACUCGAGAAGCUUGUUGCCAUGUCGUUGAUGGAAGGAAACGACACAAGCCAGCGGCAAGUGCACAUGACAAUUAUUGACCUUGCCGGAAACUCAGCCCAUGAUUUGCUUAACUCGCGUGAGCCAAUAUCAAUUCUUGAAGACUCGUUUGGAGCCACACAGCUAGCAGGUGCAGUCGAGCACCAGGUACGGUGCCGAGAUGACAUGAUGGAGCUGAUUGAACGAGCUGCAUCCUUUCGACGCACAGCGCCCACUCUAAAAAACGACUCAUCGUCCCGGUCCCACGGCAUUUGUCGAAUACGUAUUACAAACCCAGCAGCUGGCCCAGACUCAGCCGGGCUUCUGUAUCUAAUCGACCUAGCUGGCUCCGAGGCUGCGCGUGACGUUGCGACGCAUGGCGCGGACCGCAUGCGGGAAACCCGUGAGAUCAACAUGAGCUUAUCAGUCUUGAAGGACUGUAUCCGCAACAAGGCCGAGCUAGACGCUCUGGCAUCCGCGGGUCGUGGUCGGAAAUCGAAGCAAAGGAAACCACGGGUUCCCUUCCGACAGAGCGCAUUGACCAAGGUCCUGAAACAUGUUUUUGAGCCUUCAGUUGACCGAGCUUGUAGAAUGGUCGUUAUAGCCUGUAUAAACCCGAGCAUUGCUGAUGUUGGCCCGAGUAAAAAUACCCUGCGAUACGCGGAAAUGUUGCGUGUUAUGGUUCCGACCACUUCUGCAAAAGUGAACCAAAAUCACAUGGAUCCAAUGACUUGGACCGAUGAGCAGUUGAAGGACUGGAUUAUCGACAAGUCGGGUGCUUGUUCUGUUGGAUCUGCUGGCGUGCCUUGGGCAAAGUCUUUGGCUCAACUCGUACGCUUGUCAAAAGAAGAGUUUGAAAACAAGUGCCCUGGCAUGAUUGGAUUCAGCAGCGAGCAAGUGAAUUCCAUCAGAUCAAAGUUGUGGCAGAUGCACCUCGACUCCCAACACGGCAGCCCCGGGACCAGGCUCGACGACCCUGCUGGCGUUGACGGUGCCAAUUUACGUGGUCAGAGACCAACGAGCCGAAUCUUGACUCGGGAGCUGAACAAUCCCACUACCGUACCCCUCAGAAAACGCCUUCGUCCUGGCAUGAUUGUUAGUUGGAACCGGUCCCCCAGCUCUGAUGUAGGUGCCAGUAUAUCGGGCGGAUCUGGGAUGGCUGUAAUCCUUUGCCCUGUCCAGAAUUUGGAUGGCACCUUUAUAGAUGGCGCUGCAAAUGUGGUGAACCCUACCCGGAGCGUAGAGACCGGCACACAGGCUCGAAACAGCCAUGGCCAGGGGCGGUACUUGUGCGGACAACUGACUCCGGGACAGGUGCCGGAGAGCUACGAGUUGAGUUUGUGGCACCAGAUUGUUAUUGAUGUCGAUGCCAUGGAGAAAGAGGUCAUCAUGGAGUAUGAUGCGCAAACUAGGUAUUAUUAUGUCUCUUUGUAG
Metarhizium brunneum ARSEF 3297 is the source of this 1842-nucleotide messenger RNA. The record is from RefSeq and is a predicted model, not a curated record. NCBI's taxonomy places the organism in Eukaryota, Fungi, Ascomycota, Sordariomycetes, Hypocreales, Clavicipitaceae.